This is a messenger RNA of Penicillium canariense, 831 nucleotides long. RefSeq lists its product as uncharacterized. The record is from RefSeq and is a predicted model, not a curated record. The transcript has 2 exons. Lineage: Eukaryota; Fungi; Ascomycota; Eurotiomycetes; Eurotiales; Aspergillaceae. The coding region runs from base 1 to 831 and encodes 276 amino acids.
AUGCUAGCUUCCAACUUCCAAAUCAAUACCUCAGUUCCACCGCCUUUGCCCGUAGAAAACCCCGCCACCUACUCCCCAGACGAAGUUCCAUCGUGCGGAGGCCAUGGAACUUUCGAGAUCCUGACGAUCACUCGAUUUCUCGAGGAGCAUGGCAUCGAGUGCUGCAUUGUUGGGGUCUCGGCGCUGAUCUUCUACGGCGCCGGCCGUGUCCGAGAUGAAUGGGAGCUUUGCGUCCCCGACAACAAAGUCAUUGAAGCUGCGGCUCUCCUCGCCUCUGACCUUAUGACCGACAAGAUUCACCCUCUACCCCCGCAUUCGACUUCACAUCCUUACUCAUUAAGCCACACCUAUCACCGAUUCAAAGGGAGGGGCAUUCAUUUCUACUUCGUCCUUAUGCCCGCUCAUGACGCCCAUAUCCCAUUCGGUCCUUUCCAAAUACAACGCAGUCUAAAUGGCCUGCCAUACCCGACGCUACCAAUUUUAAUGCAAAGCUACCUGGACAUGAAUGAUGAUGUAUCACUUUGUGACUGCAUCGACGGGUCAAAUGUCUCCGAAGAGUGGGGACGGCGGCAUCUGGACCUGGACGGAAACAACGACCUGGAAUGGACAAAUCGUAUGAACAAAGUCGUCCAAGAAGCGGCCCGAGGCAAAGGGUGGCUCUUUGUCCAUUACUUCCCCACCCAAACGAUCAGUAAGCGAGAAAAGUGGGAGUCCCGGGUUCGGAGUAAGAAGGGCAGGCUGGGCUGGACGACCCCAGAUCACCUCUUUGACACACGCUUUCGCCUCAAAGGCUCGCCAGACCCGUGGACCCAAAAACUCAUGUCAUGUUAG